CCACGACGGCUGAAAAAACAGUCUCUCCAACUACGGAAGCAGCACCCACUACCACUUACCGUACAAAACCAAAGUCAAGACCUACACCAACACCUGUACGCCCCAAACCAGGACAAGGCCAAGUAUACUAUAACUAUCUGCCUGAAUACAUGCGCUUGACGCUACUAAGAUACUUGAACGGCGUGUGCGGACUGAGGAGGCCUGGAAUGCCAAGGGUACAGUUACAAGGGUGCGUAAGGGAUCCAACCUGUGGGAACUACUAUGUACCAAACAGGAGGAUUAUCCGGUUCAGGUUCGGAUAUUCCACAUACCCAAGAGUUUGCCUACGGUGCAGAGUAUUAGCGUGCAACAGAUACAAUUAUCCUCGCUGGAGCUACCAGGGCUAUACGUGGAGAGGCAAAAGAAGCGUCGAAAGUGACAGCGUCACUGUUGUUGUCGUUUCCAAAUAAUAACAGCUCCAACAAUGCUUCUUCUAACCAUAACAUCAUGUUGAUCACUUAUAUACGUGAUCAGUGUGUUGCACAUCUGCUACUAAUUUCUAAAAAUACAUUGUACUAGGGGGUGUAAAUCCAAAGGUAUUUUAAUCUUAACUGUACUUGUGCUCCUUAAUUUCAGAUCUUUUGGGUCUAUAUUCCAGAUUUGUAAAACCCUAAACUUCAGUAAAUACUCUGUGACAAAGAUUAACUGGA
Messenger RNA from Chroicocephalus ridibundus (black-headed gull), 689 nucleotides. RefSeq names its product deleted in malignant brain tumors 1 protein-like. NCBI's taxonomy places the organism in Eukaryota, Metazoa, Chordata, Aves, Charadriiformes, Laridae. The transcript has 5 exons. The record is from RefSeq and is a predicted model, not a curated record. The coding region runs from base 150 to 449 and encodes 99 amino acids.